Molecule: messenger RNA, 483 nt
Organism: Penicillium lagena
Lineage: Eukaryota; Fungi; Ascomycota; Eurotiomycetes; Eurotiales; Aspergillaceae
Exons: 1
Coding region: 1-483 (160 amino acids)
Source: RefSeq, a predicted model, not a curated record
AUGGCUGCCCCUAGUACUUCGAUAGCUUAUCCUCCAUCUUCGACUGCCUCCAACUGCAAUGCCGCGAAUGUUUGGAACCCCCCUAGCGGCGACCCGGCCUGCGCGUCGCGCAUCACUGGCAACAUCACAGACGUCUUCAACGACUGCUGCGGUCAAGCCACGCCCCACACGUACGCCAACGACUGCAGUAUCUAUUGUCUCGCCCAAGGCCAAGACAUUGAUAAGCUCCGCUCCUGCCUGCAGACCAAGAGCGAUAACCAUCACGACGUCUUCUGCAACACCGCCAACGCGAGUGCUACUGCUACGGACGUCGGCGUAGGAAACACUUCUGCCACCAAAGCCCCCAAAGCUACCAAGACCAGCAGCGGCUCCUCGGUGUCUCAUACCGAAAAUGCGGCGUUGGCCAACCAGCCCGUUUCCAAGGCUGAUCUAGGUGUCGUUGCGCUGGUCUUUUGCUCUGCUCUGAUGGGCCUUUUCGCUUAA